Messenger RNA from Trichomycterus rosablanca, 2091 nucleotides. It is a transcript of the gene flrt1a, whose product is annotated as fibronectin leucine rich transmembrane protein 1a. Bases 1 to 2091 code for a protein of 696 amino acids. Lineage: Eukaryota; Metazoa; Chordata; Actinopteri; Siluriformes; Trichomycteridae. The record is from RefSeq and is a predicted model, not a curated record. Gene Ontology annotation, molecular function: protein binding. The transcript has a single exon.
AUGGCUCUUCUUGGUGUAGCCGAGCUUCGAGAUUUGAUCUUCCAUCUACUGCUGUGCCUCACGGUCUUGGCCGAGGUCCUUCAGUGCACUGCAGCCGCCUCACAGGGAGUGUACACCGAGGGGGACGUUGAGUGCCCCAUUGUAUGCCGCUGCGACGAAGACUUUAUUUACUGCAACGACCGUGGUCUUAGCGCGAUCCCACCGUUACCCCCUUCUGCCUCCAUUCUUUAUCUUCAAAACAAUCAAAUAGACAAUGCAGGACUUCCCACCUCCCUGGAGCACCUUAUCACAGUAGAGGUUAUCUACCUCUAUGAUAAUGAACUUGAUGACUUUCCCAUGCAUCUACCACCAUCCUUACGGGAGCUACACCUCCAAGACAACAACAUCCGAGUGUUGCCACGAGCCGCGCUAGCCAGGUUUCCUUUGCUUGAAAAGUUGCAUCUGGAUGACAAUUCAGUGUCCACAGUUAGUAUAGAAGACCAAGCCUUUGCCGACAACCCUCGUCUUCGUCUGCUCUUCCUUUCCAGAAACCAUCUCUCCAGUAUUCCCUCAGGGCUUCCAGCCUCGCUAGAGGAGCUCCGCUUGGAUGACAACCGCAUCUCUACAAUCCCAACGCACGCCUUUCGGGGUUUGUCUUCUCUACGCCGUCUUGUAUUGGACGGAAACCUUCUGGCUAAUCAGCGUAUUGCAGAUGACACCUUCUCACGCCUUUCGAACCUCACAGAGCUUUCAUUAGUGCGGAACUCUCUUCAGACUCCACCUGUUAAUUUACCGAGUGCACACUUGCAAAGACUUUCCCUCCAGGACAAUGCCAUAAUCCACAUGCCGCGUGGUUCCCUAGAUGGAAUGCGUAGUCUUCAGCGCCUGGAUCUUUCUGGAAACAACUUGACCACACUUCCCAGAGGUUUGUUCCGGGAUUUGGAAAGUCUAGGUCAGCUGCUUGUCCGUGGCAACCCUUGGCACUGUGGUUGCAAUCUACGUUGGCUGUAUGACUGGCUGGAAGCCAAAGGAAACACCAUUACAGUCCGUGGACUUACCUGCCAGUCUCCUGAGCGUGUGCGUGACAUGCCGCUAAAGGAACUUACCAGCCAAAUGGAUGACUGUGAACUGACAGCUGCUGGAGGUGGAGGAAUAGGUGGGGUAGGUUCAACAGGUGGAGGAGGCAAUAGAAUGAGUGGAGCAGUAGUCAUUAGCAGCUCUACAACUCUCUCCCCUCCACAGGGCUCCUUAUUUACCCUGCGGUCCAAGCGACCAGGUCUGGGGCUUCCAGACAAAGCCUUGGACUACACACUCGGCAGCAGUGGGGUAGGAAAGAACCUAGCCCUGAAUGUAAAGCCACUGUCCCACGACAGCGUCAGAGUCACAUGGAGUGUGGCUCAGACGUCUUCUUCCUUCAGGCUUAGUUGGCUUCGUCUGGGAACUAGUUCUGCUAUGGGCUCCAUCACAGAGACUUUAGUAAGGGGUGACCGCAGAGAGUAUCUCCUUACUGCCCUCCAGCCAGCAUCCAGCUACAUCAUCUGCAUGGUGCCACUAGUGUCUGGCAGCAUAAACAAAGGGAUCAUGUCUGGAGGAAACACAGAUACAGAUGAGGCUCCAGUCUGUGCUAAGGCUGAGACAUCUGAUCCCAACCUGUCUGAAGUUGAUCAGGAGGAGGAUCAGGACUCAGAACACAUCAGCUCACUCCCACUUGCUGGAAUCAUCGGUGGAGCUACCGCCAUAGUCUCUCUGGCACUUAUUUUUGGCAUAUUUUGCUGGUAUGUGCACCGCACCAGAAGUCUUUCAUCAAGAGACCACUACAAUCGCAACAGCUCACGCAAGAGCAAGCAUUAUGAUGACUACAUUGAAUCGGGUACGAAGAAGGACACCACCAUCCUGGAGAUACGAGGACCUGGAUUCCAAAUGACACCAAUGGCUGCAAGAGAGCCCAUGCAGCCCAAACCAAUACAAGAAGACUACAUAAUACAUACUAUCUUUCCAUCCAACGGCACAGGUCUUUACAAACCACCUCAACACAACACUAACUCGGCCUACGGCACAAACCGUGGAUAUAGAGAAGGAGGCAUCCCAGAUAUAGACUACUCCUACACGUGA